Molecule: messenger RNA, 3132 nt
Organism: Nymphalis io (European peacock)
Lineage: Eukaryota; Metazoa; Arthropoda; Insecta; Lepidoptera; Nymphalidae
Gene: Grip91
Product: gamma-tubulin complex component 3 homolog
Exons: 19
Coding region: 88-2580 (830 amino acids)
Biological process (GO): cytoplasmic microtubule organization; microtubule nucleation; spindle assembly
Cellular component (GO): equatorial microtubule organizing center; centrosome; spindle pole
Molecular function (GO): gamma-tubulin binding; microtubule minus-end binding
Source: RefSeq, a predicted model, not a curated record
CAACUGUCAACUCGCCAGUCAGACAAAAUUGUAAAUAUCAAACUAAAAUCUUAACGAAGAAACUCGCAUUGUUUAUCGGAAUUUUAAAUGGAAGUCCCGGCAAGUACAGUUGCUUCAUUACUUCAUAAAUUGUGCGAAAGAUUGUCACCUGAUCCAGAUGGAGCUUAUGAACUAGCACUCUCAUAUUUGUCUUCUACUAGUGAGAAAUCUCGUUCAGCUCAAGAUGAAAGAUUCCUCUGUCAAAAGAUUAAUUCCAGAUUAGCUACUUUGUCAGCAAAGGAUGCAGACAAAUUUAAUGAGUCACAUGCAAAAUUAAAGAAUUCAUUUGUGUUAAAGCAAAGAGUUGCUGUGCUUUCAUUACUGCUAGCCCUUUCAGAGACACCACAGAGUUCAGAAUCCACGCAACAAUUAUUUCCCAUACCAUAUCUUGGACAUACUAAUGAUGCAAUAGGUUCUACAGUGGCAACAUCGAGCUCAAGUAAAAGCACCAUAGGGUCAGUGAGCUGGGUUAGCAAUGCUCUUAAACAAAAGAGUUCUGACCAGAGUCUACCAUCUAACAAUAGCAACUUGGUUGUGGCAUUGCAAUCCAAUGAACAUGUUCAUGAGCGUGCAUGUGUACGGGACGCAGUAUUAGCCGCCACGGGCGUAAAGGCAUCCAAUACAGCCAAUUGGUCUCGUCCAGCACAAACAUUAUACUCACGAAUAGCUCACUUGGGCUUUCUUCAUGAUCGUCUGAAGGAGUUCAUUGACCCUGCAUCAGGACUUAUGCCUCAAGGUUUAAUGGGAGAAGGAUUAGUGGCAUCAAUAAGAGAUGAACUCACUGAAUAUUAUCGGAGUAUUGCGUUAUUGCAAUCCCAGGUAUGCGAAGGUGACGGCGGCGGUGGUACCUUGCGACGUGUCUGCGUGUGGGCUUAUGAACCCCUGCAUCGUCUGACCUGGCUCGCCAAUAUAGCACACACGGCACAUCAUAAAAAAGGCGGAGAGCUGGCGACAUGCGUGCACCGCUUCGUCCGCCACGGAGACGAGCGCGUGGCCACGCUGGCGCGCCGGCUGCUCACCGCGCUCACCUACCCCCUCCUGCUCAUGCUCACUCGCUGGCUCCUACACGGAGAGAUCGAUGAUCCUUUUAACGAGUUCUUUAUCGAAAGCAGAAGUGGCGUGCCGAUAGAUAGAAUGUGGCACGAUAAAUAUAGAGUGAGGGAGUGGAUGGUGCCGUCGUUCAUGUCGCGCGAGCAAGCGGCACAAAUCCUGGCAACUGGCAAGAGCGUAGUGUUCAUGCGCGAGGCGUGCGCCGACGAGCCCGUGCCCGCCGACCACCACCACCACCUGCACCAACUGCUUGAGCCGCCUCGCGCCGGUAGCGAGAGUGCGGCGUGGUGGGAGGCGAGCGGGCUGCGCGAGGGCGUGGCGGCGGCGCACGCGUCCGCUGCACAGCGCUUGCUGGCCGCGCUCACCACGCACCACCACCUGCUUGACCACCUCGCCGCUCACCGCCGCUACCUGCUGCUGGCGCAGGGUGAUUUCGUACACCAUCUCAUGACGCUGCUGCAGGAAGAGCUAAACAAACCGGCGACGUCAUUGUACGUGCACAAUUUGACGUGCACGCUCGAAGCCGCAGUGCGCGCCACUAACGCGCAGUUUGAGCCGCCGCAUGUGCUGGCACGGUUACACGUCAAUCUCUAUCCUAAUUGUGACGGUCGCGAAGAUAAUGGCUGGGACGUAUUCGCAUUACAGUACCGCGUAGAUGGACCAUUGGGAACACUUUUUCCGGCGACCUGUGCCGCCCGUUACCGCGCGUUAUUCACGCAGUUGUGGCGCGUCAAGCGCAUCGAGCACGCCUUACACCACGCUUGGCGCGACCACGCCAUACUGCAGAAACGACUCAAACACAUGCCGGAGGUGUGGGGCCUGAUGCGGCGCGUGUCGUGCCUGCGCGCCGAGGCGCUGCGGCUGUGCGGCGCGCUGCAGGAGGCCAGCUGCGAGGGCGCCGAGGCGGCGUGGGCCGAGCUGCUGGCCGCCGCCGCCGCGCGCCACCACCUCGACCGCCUGCUGGCGCUGCACCACCGCGCGCUCGACCGCCACUCCAUACACGCCAUGAUACACCACACCACGCAGGAACUACAAUCAUACUUGGGCAAUGUUUUGAACGAGACAUUAGCCCUACGUAGUUUCGAGACGACGCUACAUGCGGGUAUUAAUGCUGAGCUUGAACGCCGUGAUCGACUGGAACAGUUGAAAGCCGAGCGUUUGUCACGAGGAGAGUAUGCAUUCACCGCUGCUGAUGAAGCGCAAGACAAGGAGAAGAGAAAAAUUUUCCAACAAUUCUUAGGUAACCGAAAAGCUGAUCUUAAUGUUUGGGCGCGUACCUACCGAGGUCAUGUAACGACGUUGAUCCUAAAGCUAGCCUUACACACGGAGGUCUCGCUUCAAACGCUGGCAUUCCGACUUGACUACAGCGACUUUUAUAAACGCGGCGACGCCAAGCUCCACGAACCAUUAACUUAUCAGCACAAGCGACUCAGCGAGAUUGGACUUCAUUUAGCAAAGAACAAAUUGAUUGAUCACAGUAAGAAAAAGUGACACGUAUCAACGGAACCGCCCACUUCUAGUAUCUGUAUAUCGUGGAUCGGUUUCGGCUGCAUUUCCUCUAAUUAAUCUAAUUAUGCUAAAAUCGUAAUUUAAUUAUAAUAAAUAAUAGUUUAAAUUUCUUAAAAUCUCAUUUGUUUAUGAUUACAUAUAUGGAGUGUAUUUAAAUUUAAUAGUAUUGCUGUAAACAUCAAAACAAAGACAUUUGUGAGGACUUCUAACUUCUUUGUUAAAACUAUAUAUAUAGAAAGUAAAUAAGACAGACAUUGUUAACCGUUAAAAAGAAAAAUGAACUGGGUAAAUGUUUAAGUAAGAGUAUUUUAAAUAAUAUCUUAAAAGCAAAGUGUUAAUAAUCUUAUAAACGAUGUUGAGAAACAUAAUAAUUAGGAAAGGACCAUUAAUUAAUAAUUUAUGAUUAAAAGAAUUCGAUAAUUAAAAGUAACGUCUUGAUAAACGACUGAUUUAAUUCACAAAUUAACAAUAAUGUAUAUUGUAUAACAAACCAAAUUUAUAUAAGUGCCAUUAAACAACAAUAAUGUUUUUAUA